AGAUUGAAAUUUCUUCCUCAAAAGCUCGAAGAUGAACGUUUGACUUACUUCCGCUCUACGAACAUCGCGCGGACGAUUGAAUCUCUGCAGCACAUAGUCCAUGGAGUGUACCCUCCGUCUGCUUGCGCUCCAGGUACGAUACCCUCUAUCAUCAUACGUAAUGGAGUUGACGAGAACCUCGUCAGUAAUACCUUAGCCUGCAAGCGACUGGCGCUCUUG
Messenger RNA from Suillus clintonianus, 219 nucleotides. RefSeq lists its product as uncharacterized. NCBI's taxonomy places the organism in Eukaryota, Fungi, Basidiomycota, Agaricomycetes, Boletales, Suillaceae. The record is from RefSeq and is a predicted model, not a curated record. The annotation marks the transcript as partial. The transcript is spliced from 3 exons.